CUUCGAAAAAAUACACCAAAACUAGCCCUCGCCUACUAAGGAGUGGGUAUGACCGUAUGAGUGCUGAGGUACCCACCUGUCUUAACUUUCUUAGCAUAUAGAUAUGCAAAAAUCUUAUUUUGUUAUGGGAUCUCCCUAAUCAAUCAAGCAAUUCGGUCAACAAAUUUAUAAACAUUACCCAUUUCCUCAUUAACCAAUUAACUAAUUAUAUCAGGUUAGUAUCAACUAAUUAUACAUUACUAUCCACCACAUACAUUUGUUUUAUUGUUUUAAUCAUGUAAAAGACAAAUUCUUUUAUUCUAAUAUCAUAUGAAGCCGAAUACUGGUCUCUACCCAUUUUUUUUUUUAAUAAUUGUUAUACCAAUGUUUGGCAUGAGCUCGGCAUACUAUGAGUUUUAUAGUGACCGGAAUGCUUUAGAAGCGUAAGUUGGAUGCCCAGAACAGAAAUUUCCCUCCAAAUCGGAAAAUUUUCCCCCGUACAUAACCCUAACGAUGCCUCUCCUCUGCCUCCGGCCAGCAGCAGAAAGAAUUGCCAAGCUUGAUCAUUUUGCAGAGCAAAGCAGGGGAACCUCGUAACUCGUAAGUCCUCUAGAAACAAGAAAUUGCCCUUCUUUCAGUGGGAUUCGUAUCUCAAAUCGGUUUGUCUAGAUUUCGAUUGACUUCAUUUUCGCAGUGUUUUGCCCAGCUGGAGCGAUGGCGGUUUCACUCAAGCGACUGUGGCAGAUUGGCGGGUCAGACACUCUCAAUCGCCUUAAACCAACGAACCUAUUCACCCAACUAGGAGCUGCCGCCGCUCUGCAUUCUGAAGAUGGUAGUGCGAAAUAUCAAGGGGAGUUCUCGAAAUGGAACAAUGGAGGUGGAGUUUUCCACAGCCUGGCUUGUAUUGAUCCAACGGCAGUUAUAGAAGUUGGUGCCGUGGUUCACUCUAAGGCUAUGGUGGGAGCUAAUGUUCAUAUUGGAUCCGGUGCUGUAAUUGGCCCUGCUGUCGCGAUUGGCGGCUCUACAAAGAUAGGGUACAAUGCUGUACUUGGCAAUUGCAGCAUUGGCGAUUCAUGUGCAUUGUAUAAUGGAGUGUGCAUUGGCCAAGAUGGAUUUGGUUUCUUUGUGGAUGAUCAGGGCAACAUGGUGAAGAAACCUCAGCUUCUGAAUGUGAGGAUAGGGAACAAUGUUGAGAUUGGAGCAAACAGUUGUGUCGAUAGGGGCAGUUGGAGAGACACAGUCAUAGGAGACCAUUCAAAGAUAGAUAAUUUAGUCCAAAUUGCUCAUAAUGUGGUCAUUGGAAGGAGCUGCAUUAUCUGUGGACAAGUCGGAAUUGCAGGUUCUGCAACGAUAGGAGAUUAUGUUACAUUAGGGGGGAGAGUGGCAGUUCGUGACCAUGUAUCAGUUGCAUCCAAGGUGCGGCUUGCUGCUAAUAGCUGUGUCACCAAGGACAUCAGCGAGCCCGGGGAUUAUGCCGGCUUCCCUGCUGUUCCUGCUCGGGAAUGGAGAAGGCAGGUCGCUAAUCAACGUUGGAUUUCCAAGCAAGGGGGUUCCUAAACAUCCUACGGAGCUGAUCAUUGCUGCCUCUUAUUUCAAUAGUACUUUCUGAGUUGUGACAUUUCUGACUCCUGUAUUUUCCAAUUUUCGUGCUUUGUUUUCGCUGAUCCGUCGCCUGUGCCUAUUGCCCUCUGGCGUACUCCUCUUCCUGCUGCUGCAGCGGCGGCGGGCUGGUGAUUGUGUUGAUCACCAGAUAAGGGAUUUUCUUCUACCUCCCUAACCUUAGCCGGAGUUCCCCGGCUGCGAAUACCCUGAUUAUCUGCACUUCCCUCAUUAGUCCUUAGUCCUUACCACAAGGAUUGAGAGAUCGGAAGAAAAAUCCUUCUUUUUC
Molecule: messenger RNA, 1867 nt
Organism: Linum trigynum
Lineage: Eukaryota; Viridiplantae; Streptophyta; Magnoliopsida; Malpighiales; Linaceae
Source: the annotation of a GenBank genome assembly